AUGAGUGUCCAGCAGGGUCUGGGUAGCUCCCGUCUCCCCGUCUCACCUCCCAAUGUCAGGGUUAGAGGUAGGAAGAGUGCCCAGCAGGGUCUAGGAACCUCCCGUCUCCCCGUCUUCUCCUCCCAAUGUAGGAAGAGUGCCCAGCAGGGUCUAGGAACCUCCCGUCUCCCCGUCUUCUCCUCCCAAUGUAGGAAGAGUGCCCAGCAGGGUCUAGGAACCUCCCGUCUCCCCGUCUUCUCCUCCCAGGAGAAGAGUUACAUCAAGGGCACCUGUGACUUCCUGGGUAUUGGCCACUUCACCACGCGCUAUAUCACCCAGAAGAACUACCCGUCUGGCCGUGGGAACAGCUACUUCACCGACCGUGACCUGGUGGAGUUGGUGGACCCUCGCUGGCCCGACCCCGGCUCAGAGUGGCUCUACUCUGUCCCCUGGGGAUUCAGACGCCUGCUCAACUUCGUCAAGACCCAGUAUGGGAACCCCAUGAUCUACGUGACAGAGAACGGGGUGUCAGAGAAGGUGCAGAGGUGCACAGACCUGUGUGAUGAUUGGAGGAUGCAGUACUUCAAGGAUUACAUCAAUGAGAUGCUCAAGGCCCUUAAGGACGGCGUGAACGUGAAGGGUUACACAGCCUGGUCGCUGCUGGACAAGUUUGAGUGGGACGAAGGCUUCUCUGAGAGGUUUGGCCUGUUCUACGUGGACUUCCUCAACAAGAAUAAACCACGUUACCCAAAAGCCUCUGUUCAGUACUACAAACGCAUCAUCAGCUCGAAUGGAUUCCCCAACCAGAGAGAGGUGGAGAGCUGGAGAAGGAAAGCCACAGAGACGUGCUCCUCCAGUAACCAGCUUCUAGCAGCAGAUCCGUUGACCAGCCACAUGGAGAUGGUAACAGAGAUCGUGGUUCCGACAGUGUGUACUCUCUGUAUUCUCCUGGCCGCUGUCUUCCUCAUGUUCCUGCUGCGUGGACGCUUCUAG
Messenger RNA from Oncorhynchus masou masou (cherry salmon), 972 nucleotides. Its product is annotated as lactase-like protein. Gene Ontology annotation, biological process: carbohydrate metabolic process. The record is from RefSeq and is a predicted model, not a curated record. NCBI's taxonomy places the organism in Eukaryota, Metazoa, Chordata, Actinopteri, Salmoniformes, Salmonidae. Gene Ontology annotation, molecular function: beta-glucosidase activity. The transcript is spliced from 8 exons. The coding region runs from base 1 to 972 and encodes 323 amino acids.